Molecule: messenger RNA, 440 nt
Organism: Chironomus riparius
Lineage: Eukaryota; Metazoa; Arthropoda; Insecta; Diptera; Chironomidae
Source: the annotation of a GenBank genome assembly
UUUUAAUAUAAUAAUUUGACCAGUAAACAGUCACGACACAUAAAGUUAGAAGAUACGAGUCAUAAAAAGCCAAAUUAGUAUAAAAUUAUAUGAUUUUGUUUUUAAAUUUCCAGUCAAAAAUUAAAAGUUUUACAAAAUGAAGAACUGUCUGUUUUUAUUACUUACUAUGUGCUUUGCUUUGAUAAGUAUUGUCCAAGCUGGUGGUCCAUCAUGGGAUCCAGUGUGCAAUGAUGUCUGCAUGCCAUGCAGUGUUACAGAAAAUGAUUGGGGAUGCAAUUGCGCUUUGAGUCCACGUUGUGCUGGAUCAGCUUUUAUAACAUAUGAGUCCUAUUCUGAACCUGAACCUUCUGCUUGAGUGUUAACAAUACUAGCUGAACCAGUCUUUGCCAAAAAAUUACUAAUUUUUUAAUUUGAAAAUGUUUGCAAAAAUCUAAUAAAAU